Saccostrea cuccullata (small rock oyster) is the source of this 1192-nucleotide messenger RNA. RefSeq names its product nicotinamide phosphoribosyltransferase-like. Lineage: Eukaryota; Metazoa; Mollusca; Bivalvia; Ostreida; Ostreidae. Gene Ontology annotation, biological process: NAD+ biosynthetic process. The transcript is spliced from 6 exons. The annotation marks the transcript as partial. The record is from RefSeq and is a predicted model, not a curated record. Gene Ontology annotation, molecular function: nicotinamide phosphoribosyltransferase activity.
AUAUAACUUUUAUUUGCAGCACCACAAUGGUUGUCUUCCUGUGAGAAUAAGAGCAGUUCCAGAGGGAUCUGUUGUGCCUUACAAAAAUGUGCUUUUUACUGUGGAAAACACAGACCCCAAAUGCUUCUGGCUGACAAAUUAUCUAGAGACACUCCUUGUACAAGUAUGGUAUCCUAUGACUGUUGCUACAAAUUCAAGAUACCAAAAAGAAACAAUUGCAAGCUAUUUACAUGAAACAGCUGACAAUCUGGAUUCUCUUCCAUUUAAACUCCAUGACUUUGGGUUCCGUGGGUCAACGUCAGUUGAGUCUGCAGGAAUUGGUGGUGCUGCUCAUCUUGUUAAUUUCAAAGGAACAGACACAAUAGCUGCUCUCUGUGUUGCAAGGAAAUAUUAUGCUUGCCAAAUAGCAGGUUUUUCUGUUCCUGCCGCAGAACACAGCACUAUUACUACUUGGGGCAAAGAAGGUGAAAAAGAAGCAUUUCAUAAUAUGUUGAAGAAUUUUCCUUCUGGAAUAGUUUCCAUAGUAAGUGACAGCUACGACAUAUGGAAUGCCUGUGAAAAUGUUUGGGGACAACAGUUGAAAGAUUUAGUAGAAAAAAGGGAAGGAACUCUGGUCAUAAGGCCAGAUUCUGGUGAACCAUCAGAAGUUGUUGUCAAGGUAUUAAACAUUCUUGGUAACAAAUUUGGUACUAUCACAAAUUCCAAAGGAUACAAGUUGUUACCGCCAUACUUGAGGAUCAUUCAAGGAGAUGGAAUAAGUUAUGAAUCAUUAUCUGGCAUCUUGAAACAUAUGAAAAACCAGGGUUGGAGUGCUGACAAUGUGGUGUUUGGUAGUGGUGGAGCCCUUCUACAGAAGAUGGACCGCGAUACACAGAAAUGUGCUUUUAAAUGCAGUUAUGCGCUCAUUAAUGGAAAAGAGGUCAAUGUGUAUAAACAACCAAUAACAGAUCCAGGCAAGAAGAGCAAAAAAGGACGUCUUACUUUAGAGUAUAGUGAUGGCCAAUAUAGAACUGUAGAAGAAGGAAAAGGUGACUCUAAAAAGGUUCGUUUUCUUUUGAAAAUUAUGGGAGUUGAAACAAGUACAUGUACUCAUAAAAUUUUGAAAAAGCUCACAAAAUAUUCGAUAUCUCCCAUAGUGGUUACAGUUAAGUCAAUUUAUGCAACAGAUUUUUUGUAAUAAUGAUUACAAUUA